Sinocyclocheilus rhinocerous is the source of this 321-nucleotide messenger RNA. Its product is annotated as transmembrane protein 132D-like. The annotation marks the transcript as partial. The transcript has a single exon. The record is from RefSeq and is a predicted model, not a curated record. Lineage: Eukaryota; Metazoa; Chordata; Actinopteri; Cypriniformes; Cyprinidae.
UAUCCAUUGUUUCUUCCUGUAACUUACCAGGUACGGGAUGCUGACUACUUUCUAUUAAAAGAGACUGGACAGGACAUCAUGGGAAAUUCCAGCAUGCAGAGCCACACGCAGCCAUUUGUCGUGCUCCAAGCGGGAAGUCUCCCUGUUAUCAAUGCCAGUUAUGGCCCACUCUAUACCACACGGGAGAUCCCCCUAGACUUAGUGCAGUCGGUGCAGUUAUUCCGGCCCUCACCACCGGUUUUCACCCUCAAAUGGAAAGUCCAGUCCUUUGUCCUGACCCGAUGGGUCUACUCGUCUUCUCCCAAAGUGCGAGUCCUGUUU